AUGACAUUGAAUUCAAUAUCUUUUCGGGAUGCAAUUGCUCUUAUCACAGGAGGCAAUAAGGGUAUUGGAUUUGAGACUGCUCGUCAACUCGGCGAACAAGAUCUUACAGUUCUCAUUGCAGCUCGAGAUAAAACACGAGGCGAAGAAGCAGUUCGAAUGUUGGAAAAUGAGAAUAUUCAGGCCAAAUGGGUUGAACUUGAUGUAACAAGACAAGAAACAAUCGACAAUGCAGCUCAACAAGUUUUUAACGACUAUGGUCGGCUCGAUAUUUUAAUCAAUAAUGCAGGCAUUCGUUUGGAAGGUGAACCUCCGAGCCAAACUCUUAUGACUAAAAUGCGUGAAACAUUCGAAACAAACUUUUUCGGUCCUUUUGCCGUGACGAAAGCAUUCCUUCCUUUGUUACAAAACUCCAAUAAAGCGCGAAUUGUCAAUGUGUCAAGUCGAAUGGCUUCCUUUGGAAAGCCACUACCAGUUCCUAGUCGACUAGCUUAUGCAACGUCUAAAACAGCUCUCAACAUGAUGACCGUUCAAUUCGACAGAGAAUUUCGUACACAGAAGUGGAAUAUUAAAAUCAAUAGUGUUAAUCCAGGAUUGGCAAAGACCGACAUGAAUAAUAAUAACGAAGCCUAUCCUCCACCAAGCAAAGCUGCUCAAGCUAUUGUUCAUUUUGCAACAUUGCCUGACGAUGGUCCAUCUGGAGCAUUCUUUGAUUCAGAAAAAAACGAAAUGCCAUGGUAG
Molecule: messenger RNA, 738 nt
Organism: Rotaria sp. Silwood1
Lineage: Eukaryota; Metazoa; Rotifera; Eurotatoria; Philodinida; Philodinidae
Source: the annotation of a GenBank genome assembly